CGAGCCUGGCCUUUACCGUACUAUCAUGUGGGUCGUAGGACUUACAGGAGGCAUUGCGACUGGCAAAUCAACCGUCUCUGCGUUGCUGCGCGACAAGGGCGUUCCCAUCGUUGACGCCGAUAUCAUAGCCAGAAAGGUCGUCGAGCCUGGUACGACAGGGCUCAAACAAAUUGUCAAACACUUUGGAGAGGAGGUGUUGUUCCCUGAUGGAUCCCUGGACCGGAAGAAGUUGGGCUCGGUCGUCUUCAACGACGAGUCGAAGCGGAAGAGGUUGAAUGCGAUUCUGCAUCCUGCUAUUCGUCGGAUGAUGGUCUGGGAGGUGGUCAAGCACUGGCUUGGUGGACGGAAGUAUUGUGUUUUGGAUGUGCCGCUCCUCAUUGAAGGGCCUAUAUGGAAGUGGGUCGCCCAGGUCGUCGUGGUAUACUGUCCCGAGGAGAUACAACUUGAGCGAUUGAUGCAGCGUGACGGUUCAACGCGAGAAGAUGCCUCUGCCAGAUUAUCGUCCCAACUGCCUGUCAGCGACAAGGUGAAGUACGCGGACGUUGUGAUCGACAACUCGAGCACCAGGGAGAACCUUGAAGGACAGGUUACCGCGUUUGUUCAGAAAUUGGAGAAGGCUGUUGGGUGGAGCUGGAUGCUGAGCUGGUUGGUUCCGCCGUAUGGUAUCCUGUCAGCGGCGUGGAUAUUGACCAGGCGAGCAAUUUCGAGGAAGACCAAGGCCAAUUAAAAUCAUCAAUCGAAUGGCCCGGCAGAUUUUCGAAUAUUCCUAAGACAGCGGCCGUCGCAAGCAUUAUCAGAACUAUAUAGUUGCACAACCAUGCGCUCUCGCUUGAUUCUUUCCUAUUGACAGUGUAUGAAGCCGCUUUGCAGAAUUUUCAUGUAUAAUAACGUUAAACUUCGAGGUAUCCUCUGAUAUCUUGCGUGACAAGCGGAACCCACGCCAGGUUCAGUACCCGUUCGCUCUUACGCCUUAAGCUUAAGUGGCAUGAAUACCAUUAUCAUGAUCAAAGCAUGCUACCUCCGCACACUGUCAGGUAUCUAUCAAUGUCGUUUCUACAUCUGAAAUCUGAUGCUCUCCCGUACGUUUGGACCAUGCAUAUGAUGGUGACCCGGUGCUAUUCUUUCAGCG
This is a messenger RNA of Desarmillaria tabescens, 1129 nucleotides long. Its product is annotated as CoaE-domain-containing protein. The record is from RefSeq and is a predicted model, not a curated record. The coding region runs from base 26 to 727 and encodes 233 amino acids. The transcript is spliced from 3 exons. NCBI's taxonomy places the organism in Eukaryota, Fungi, Basidiomycota, Agaricomycetes, Agaricales, Physalacriaceae. Gene Ontology annotation, molecular function: dephospho-CoA kinase activity; ATP binding. Gene Ontology annotation, biological process: coenzyme A biosynthetic process.